Molecule: messenger RNA, 2297 nt
Organism: Cryptomeria japonica (Japanese cedar)
Lineage: Eukaryota; Viridiplantae; Streptophyta; Pinopsida; Cupressales; Cupressaceae
Product: auxin-responsive protein IAA27
Exons: 5
Coding region: 479-1588 (369 amino acids)
Biological process (GO): regulation of DNA-templated transcription
Cellular component (GO): nucleus
Molecular function (GO): protein binding
Source: RefSeq, a predicted model, not a curated record
GCAGAGGGAGAUGCUACAUAGAGCUGUUCAAGGGCAGAGUUUUGGGGAUUAAGGGUUUGAAAGUGAAGGAAGGGAAGGGAAAUUUUGGUGGGGAAAGAAAGAUUAGUAUUGUUUGUUUGAGGUUUGUGGAUUGUUUUGUUAGUCUGGAUCAAAAGUGGCGUGUGCCUCUGCAGAUUUUCCAUGUCAAGAGCUCAUGGAGGGGCCCUAGUGGUGGUGUUUGGGCCGUGGUGUAAGGUAUGAUGUAUGAUAGCUUUGAGAUUUGCUGAGAGAUAUGGCGGAUUUGGCUUAGAUUCGAUCGAUUUUGUUUAUCAAAGGGGGACCAGAGUAUAAGGCAGCUGUGGUGGGGUUUUGGUUUUGAUUUUUGUUAUAUGUUGUGAUUCGUGGCGAAGAUUUGAGAGAUAAAGGGUGAUUGCAGGGGCGGGUGAAAGGAGUGGCUAAGAUUUGAUUAUUUUUUUGGUGGACGUUUUGUGGGAUUGCAAUGACUACAGAAGAGCAGAAUCUGAAAGAGACAGAGCUCCGCCUCGGCCUCCCCGGGGCGCGCUCGCCCGUACGAGAGAGUACUAGAUGUUGUGGCCCGUUGCCCGCGGCGGCAAACGAUGAGAACUCCUCGUCCUCCGCCACUUCGGAGCUUUGCCUUCUCAGCCCUAGGCGGCCGGCGGCUUCGGCUAUGGUGGAGAAAAAUCUGUUUCCGUCUACAGCUGAGGAGUGUCCUGCAAUGGAGAAAUACCCUUACUGGCAGCAGCCUGGUAACUUUCAGGUGAAGAAGAGGGGGUUUUCUGAGGCCAUGGAGAAAAGGAACCCCUUUUCUGGCGGCUCAGGGAAUUGGGUCUUCCCGCCAGUAAAACCGCCCGUGGUGGCACUGCCCGGUGGCGGAUCGGCGGCGUCAUCCGACGUGACGAAAUUUCAAUCUCAAUUGACGUCCCCUAAGGGAUCGGCUCCUGCGUGGCAGAGUGAUUCAGGGUAUGUUUCUGCUAGAGUGUCUCCAGCUGGAGGGGUUAGCAUGAAUGGGAAAUGUGUUAUGAAUGAAGUAUCUUCGUCAAAGGAAGGGGCGGGACAGUGUAAGGAGAGGGCUACGCAGCAGGGUCAAGCUUCUUCUGCAGCUGAGCCGCCUGCAUCCAAACAGCAGGUUGUAGGUUGGCCACCUGUGCGAUCCUUCCGGUGUAAAACCCUUGCAGCAAAUCCAAAGCCCGCAGAAGAGGGUGAAGGAAAGUCUGGACCAAAUGCAUUAUAUGUAAAGGUCAGUAUGGAUGGAGCUCCAUACUUAAGGAAGGUUGAUUUGAAACUGUAUAGCAGAUACCAGGAGCUCUCCUCUGCGUUGGAGAAAAUGUUCAGCUGUUUUACAAUAGGUCAGUGUGGUUCUCAUGGCAUUCCUGGGAGGGAUGGCUUGAGUGAGAGCAAGUUGAUGGACUUGCUCCACGGGUCGGAAUAUGUACUAACUUAUGAGGACAAGGAUGGUGACUGGAUGCUUGUUGGUGAUGUUCCCUGGGAGAUGUUUGUUGAUUCUUGCAAGAGACUUCGAAUAAUGAAAGGCUCAGAAGCAAUUGGCCUUGCACCCAGGGCCAUGGAAAAAUGUAAAAAUAGGAGCUAAUGCUCUAGCAGGACCUGCUUUCUGGUCUCCGUGGGGAUAUGGCUUGGCUUGAGUUCAUGGAUGUUUGCAGUUUAUGGAGGAAGCAGAGUAAGUUUCUUUUGAAUUCACAGUAAGAACACGAAAUAUUGAUUGAUAACAGUUGUGUUGGUCUGAUCAUGGUUACAAGCUUACGUCAGCCAUAGUGACCUCAGUAGACAGAAAGUUUGUUGUGAAUGGUCGCCUAUUGGAGUUGGUUUUUCUCUGGAAGUUAUUAAAGAGGGCACAAAUAACUAGAUGGUAUGCACAGGUCAGAAGCAGGUCUUGUGUGUUCUGAAAGGCAGUAUUCUCAAGGUGAGGUUACCUAUCAAAAGAAUGGUUUGGGUCUGCUGGGAUUUAUUUCACUUUUGGUUCAACUUUUCUCAACGUGAUUUCUAUCACCUUGUAAGCAUAUGUUUAUUGCAGAUCUGGCUGUCUAUAAAGUGGCUUAACUAAAUUGAGUCAGAUCAGAGCAUGGUUACAGUGUAGGAGAUAUUAACAUUAAACAGUGCAGUGUUGCAAAUUGUAUGAUUUUUUGAAGUUUAUGGGAGGCAAUUGACUCUCAAGACCUGAAAGUAGAUGCCUUGUUUGCUACUGGAUUUCCUCCCAUACGAGUAACGAGUCACAUCUAUGGAACUUGUCGCUAUAGUAGUUUUAGAUUAGGAUGAAUACUAAGGUUUGCCAGUUUAUUGGA